UCUAUGUUUAUCCAAUCAAUCUUCAAUUCCUCCUUACCCUUUUUUGCCCACGUGUCACCACUUUUUCUCCACUCAUUUCUCUAUCUUCCUCUUCUUCUUCUUCCAUUCAUAUCCACAUUAUAUUCAUCCUCUCUCUCUCUCUCUCUCUCUCUCUAUCUCUCUCUCUAUAUAUAUAUAUACACAGAUUCAUAUAUAUGGGGGGUUCUUGAUUGAUUCUUGAUCGGUAUUCUUGUAAGAAAGAUGACAGAAGGGAUCAUUACUCAGGCUCAUAUUCAUCAUCUCCAGCAGGUUCAAGAUUCGAUUUUUCUACCAGACGAUCUUCGUCAUCAUCGUCUUCGUCGUCGUCGUCGUCAUCAUCGUACGAUGAAAUCAGCAGCAGCAAAAAAAACUAGUUCGAGCUUUAGUUCUUGUUCUUCUUCCUCUUCUUCCAUUGGAGAUGAAUCUACAGAAGAAUCAUCAUCCAUGUCUUCUUCAGACAGCAGUGCUACAGCAGAUGAUGCAUCAUCGUACAAUCCGAAUCCGUACGAUCUAUCGGAGAUCAUGUCCCAACUCCCCAUCAAGAGAGGGCUCUCAAAAUUCUACACAGGCAAAUCCGAAUCCUUCACAGCACUAGCAAAAGUGAAAACCCUCGAAGAUCUUGCAAAGAAGACAACCUCCAUUUCUUACAGAACCCAUCAUUGCAAUCAUCUCAAAGCUUCCAAGAGCUGUGGAAAUGUCCUAAGAAGCUACAAUAAUAAUAAUAAUAAUAAUAAACUGAUCCCAAAGCCCACCAUAUCCAAGAAAACUCAUGUAAAGCCAAGUUCUUGUUUUGCAGCAUCACCAUUUCACAGUGCCAAAAGAGGGACCUUUUUCAUGGCCACCAAACCUCCAUUGAGCCCUCUCAACGACAACAACUAAUUCGAACAUCGUAUUGAUCGAUCGGACAUGUAUUCUAUGUGUAUAUAUAUAUAUAUAUACAUCUUGUUAGAAAUAUAGAAAAUUUUGUGAUGUACAUAUAUAUUAAUGGUAUUUAUGUUGAGGCCUUAAUUAGAGUUUUGGGAUUGGAUUUUGUUUUUGAA
Molecule: messenger RNA, 1058 nt
Organism: Andrographis paniculata
Lineage: Eukaryota; Viridiplantae; Streptophyta; Magnoliopsida; Lamiales; Acanthaceae
Product: protein OXIDATIVE STRESS 3-like
Exons: 2
Coding region: 241-897 (218 amino acids)
Source: RefSeq, a predicted model, not a curated record